Aspergillus alliaceus is the source of this 975-nucleotide messenger RNA. RefSeq lists its product as uncharacterized. Bases 1 to 975 code for a protein of 324 amino acids. NCBI's taxonomy places the organism in Eukaryota, Fungi, Ascomycota, Eurotiomycetes, Eurotiales, Aspergillaceae. The transcript is spliced from 3 exons. The record is from RefSeq and is a predicted model, not a curated record.
AUGACUCUUCUUGACUUCAAGCCCAGAAAUAUCCUCCUCUUCGGUGCGACAGGCAACAUCGGGAGAUACAUUCUCGAUGCCAUUCUUUCCGCACGAGACGAAUUUGACCGAGUUGCUGUCUUUACGUCGCUAACUACUGCGAACUCGAAGAAAAAUCUCCUCGAUGACUUAAAACGCAGCAAGAAGGUGGAGGUAUUCGUGGGAGAUGUGCAAGAUGAGGACGCUGUUCGCAAGGCUUAUAAUGGGAUUGAUACCGUAAUCUCCGCCCUGGGACGAGGCGCAAUUGAUCGUCAGCUGGCUCUAAUCCGCCUCGCCGACGCUUCUCCCACUGUCAAAUGGUUCUUCCCCUCGGAAUAUGGCACGGAUAUCAAAUAUUCGCCGGCCUCAGCCCACGAAAAGCCCCAUCAACAAAAGCUGAGAAUACGUGCGCUCUUGGAGAACGAGAACCCCAACGAAGGGACCGUGUCCAAUUUAGCGUAUACCUAUGUUAUCACCGGCCCCUAUGCCGAUAUGUACGUUCAUUUCACAGAUAGUCCGGAAGCGGGAGGGUGGGACGUGAAGAGCAAGAAGGCGACCUUGUUGGGAGAAGAUGGAUGUGCAAAAGUGAGCUUGACCACAAUGAAGGAUGUCGGGACGCUCGUGCUGGCGAUUUUACGCCAUCCCUCCGUUGCCUUCAACCGCGCACUUCGGGUUAACUCGUUCACCACAACACCGUCGGAGAUUCAUGCCGAAUUUGUGCGCCAGACGGGUGGCCAGCCCUGGACGGAUGUCCGAUACACGCCGCUCUCCCAAUUACGUGAGGUGGAGUCGGAAGCGUGGAAGGCGGGAAAUCCAGUGGCCGCGGUGCUGACACUGGGACGCAUCUGGACCGAAGGGGGUACUUUGUAUGAUCAGCGGGAUAAUGCAUUGAUCGGCGAGCCACCUCUGCAGACCCUGGGGGACGUGGUUGCGGAGGCGAUAGGGCAAUCGUCUUAG